AUGGGCCGUUUUGACCACAAGCACAAGAAGUCUCGUCUGCCCACCCGAGAGGGCGCCGCAGCGCGCCCAUCUCUUCGUAGCCUCAUAUCGGCACCAGUCGGACCAAUUCAUCGCAGUAACGGCCAAGAUCUCCAGCGGGGCGAGGGGUUCUCCAUCGUCCCCUCGAUCGACUCCUGUGCCGGCUCUAACCCCAACAACCCAACCGUAGGUGAACAGAGAAAAGAGCAUCUUGAUAUGGCCGACGCCCGAAGCAACAACAAUGGCUGGAUCAUGGAAGACGGUGUCGGCAAGACUCGGCUUGGCAUUCCGACCAGCUCCCCGGCACCUAUGGCAAGACGGCUUUCUGCAAGCUACAGGGGUGGCCGGCCGCCUGUUGGAAACCCUGUUACUGCCAGCGAGAACAAGAUGACAACUCGUGGCACCCUCGCCAUGUCACGAACGACUAUUGGUUCGAAUGCAUCGGCAACCAAGUUCCAACCCACGCUCAAGGUCGGCGAGGCAGAACGUGCCAGCCUGGGCAGCAUGAAACCAUUGCCCGAACUGCCAGCUGUGAAGCAUUCCAAGGGCAGACUGAACUUGUUCACCGGAAAGAAGAGCAACUUCAACUUUCAGUCUUAG
Verticillium alfalfae VaMs.102 is the source of this 618-nucleotide messenger RNA. RefSeq lists its product with no specific name. The record is from RefSeq and is a predicted model, not a curated record. The transcript has a single exon. The coding region runs from base 1 to 618 and encodes 205 amino acids. Lineage: Eukaryota; Fungi; Ascomycota; Sordariomycetes; Glomerellales; Plectosphaerellaceae.